Messenger RNA from Zasmidium cellare ATCC 36951, 1071 nucleotides. RefSeq lists its product as uncharacterized. The transcript is spliced from 6 exons. The coding region runs from base 1 to 1071 and encodes 356 amino acids. Lineage: Eukaryota; Fungi; Ascomycota; Dothideomycetes; Mycosphaerellales; Mycosphaerellaceae. The record is from RefSeq and is a predicted model, not a curated record. Gene Ontology annotation, molecular function: nucleotide binding.
AUGGCGGUGCAACAAACUUAUUAUGUAGCGGUCGUUGGCUACGGGCUGUCAGCCAAACUUUUCCACAUCCCAUUCAUCCGUGCCCACAGCAGAUUCAAGUUUGAGGCACUGGUCGAUCGACGAGCGACCUCUCCAUCAUCAGCUACAACCCCAGAGUUGAAUGGUGUCAAUAUCUUCAGUUCUCUCAGCGAGUUGCUUGAGAAUGGAGAAUUUGACGUUGCUGUGCUGUGUACACCCCCGUGGACGCACUACGAGCUUGCCGUGCCUUUGAUUACGAGUGGAAAACAUGUGGUUUUGGAGAAACCUGCAACACCGACAGCAGAGGAGGCAAAAGAGUUGCAAAGACUGGCCGCGAAGCAUCAAGUCCGCUUGGCCGUUUACCAGAAUCGACGCUGGGAUAACGAUUUCCUCACGGUUCGCGAACUCAUCAAGCAAGGCACUCUAGGAGCCAUCGUUGAGUUCGAGACACACUUCGACCGCUUCUGCCCCGACGUCGCACCGGGUUCGAUCGCGGAGUCCAAACCGGGCACAGGAAUCGUAUAUGAUCUCGGCGUGCACCUCAUUGAUCAAGUGUACUGCUUAUGGGGCAUGCCUGAUCGAGUCACCGCGUUUGUAGACCAUUUGCGGGAUCCAAGAACGCAGGACAUGUGCACUCUGUUGCUGCACUUCUCCAAGAGAUUGGUGACGAUCAAGGCAACAACACAUAGCGCGGAGCAGGUGCAGCUGCGGUUUUGGCUCAGAGGUGACAAAGGAAGCUUCAAAAAGUACCAUCUUGAUAUCCAGGAGCCACAGCUGGCUGAGGGUAAGAAGCCUACAGAUCCAGAAUUCGGCGUCGAGCCCGAAGACCGUUGUGGCAUCUUGACCUUAAUCGAGAACGGGCACCUGGUCGCGACACAUGUCCCAAAUGUGCCGCCCCAGACAUACUCUGCUUUCUACGACCAACUUGCGCAAGCCCUUCAGGGGCAUGACGCUCCUGAACUCCCCACGAUGGAACAAGCGAUGGAGGUCUUACGUCUGGUCGAGAUGUGCUUGAAGUCUGUUGAGGCAAGAAGAACGAUGGAAUGUCGAUAG